Molecule: messenger RNA, 1740 nt
Organism: Homalodisca vitripennis (glassy-winged sharpshooter)
Lineage: Eukaryota; Metazoa; Arthropoda; Insecta; Hemiptera; Cicadellidae
Gene: Gk1
Product: glycerol kinase
Exons: 11
Coding region: 114-1652 (512 amino acids)
Biological process (GO): glycerol-3-phosphate biosynthetic process; triglyceride metabolic process; glycerol metabolic process
Cellular component (GO): mitochondrion
Molecular function (GO): glycerol kinase activity
Source: RefSeq, a predicted model, not a curated record
GUAACUUGGAAAUAUACGGACUUUGAUCGUAUAUUUUUGUCUACCUACACCUCAUGACAGACACUGGUCUUAUCAGUCUUUACAAGAAUCAGUAAAAGCUUCACUGGGACUCAAUGUCGUCAAUGGGGACUUAUGGGCCCUUGGUUGGUGCUAUCGAUGAAGGAACGAGCAGUGCUCGCUUUCUGGUAUUUUCUGCACAAACCUCCCGACUGAUCGCAUCACACCAAAUCCCUCUGAAGCAGUUCUGUCCGCAUGAGGGUUGGGUGGAACAAGACCCUGUGGAGAUUGUCAGUAUGGUCAAAGAGUGCAUGAGUAGAGUAUAUGAUUCCCUAAAAGAACAACAAAUAGACCCUCUGAGCAUAUCUGCAAUUGGGAUAACAAACCAGCGGGAGACGACUGUUGUUUGGGAUAAAACCACAGGUCUUCCUUUCUACAAUGCAAUUGUAUGGCUGGAUAUUCGCACAACAUCGAUACUGAACCAGUUACUGGAGAAAGUGCACAAUAAAGACAAAAACUACGUAAAGUCUGUGUGUGGCCUCCCUCUGAGUCCGUACUUCAGUGCACUCAAGAUACGAUGGCUGAUGGACAACGUACCAGAAGUACAAACAGCCAUCAGAGAGGACCGAUGUAUGUUUGGCACAAUCGACUCUUGGCUGAUCUGGAAUCUAACAGGAGGCAAAGAUGGAGGUGUUCACAUCACUGAUGUCACGAAUGCGUCAAGGACUCUACUCAUGAAUGUCAACACUGCAAAAUGGGACCCAAUACUUUGUCGGUUCUUCAACAUUCCACAGAAAAUACUCCCAAAAAUACUGAGUUCUUCAGAAAUAUACGGACAUGUGUCAGAUGGACCGUUGGCAGGCAAACCUAUAUCUGGCUGCCUCGGUGACCAACAAUCUGCUCUGUUGGGCCAAAGAUGUCUGAGCCGAGGCCAAGCCAAGUGUACCUACGGGACAGGCUGCUUUCUGCUAUACAACACAGGCUUUGAGAAAAUCGAUUCAACACAUGGACUGCUGACAACAGUUGCUUGGAAGCUGGGCAAGACAGCUCCUGUUGUUUACGCCCUGGAGGGUUCGGUGGCGGUGGCAGGAGCUGCCAUAACCUGGCUACGGGACAACCUUGAGAUCUUCGAGAAGGUACAGGAAGUGGAGAACAUUGCAAGUCGAGAGAUGCACACGGGAGAUGUGUACUUUGUUCCCGCCUUCUCUGGUCUAUAUGCACCCUAUUGGCAAGAAGAUGCUAGAGGUUCCAUUGUUGGAAUAACAGAAGACACACAGCGGGGUCACAUCAUACGAGCGACUCUGGAGGCAAUAUGUUUCCAAACCAGGGAUAUCCUAGAGGCCAUGAACAAAGACUGUGGCAUACCACUGUCUAAGCUGCAGGUGGACGGGGGCAUGACCAGUAACAACUUGCUGAUGCAGCUGCAAGCCGAUCUUAGUGGGAUACCAGUAGUGAGGCCGCACAUGGCCGAGACAACGGCACUGGGAGCUGCUAUGGCAGCAGGCUCUGCUGAGGGUAUCAAGGUGUGGGACUUGAAGCACCUACAGCCGACCUCCAACGACACGUUCAGUCCAGUUGUCACUGACGAAGAACGUGAUAACCGUUACAUCAAGUGGAAGAUGGCAGUGGAACGGUGCAUGCACUGGGACAUAUAAUUUUCUCCAAAAAACCACAACUGUAUAAAAAUUGUUCCAUUUGUAAAAGAAAUUUUUUUAUAAAAAUAAAUUUUGUGACUAUAAGAAA